UUUCGUCAAUUCCAGCCUUUCAUCGUUCUGUCUCCUAAUAGACGUUAUCCAUUCGUUAAUUCGGUCCCACAAUCGUCGGUUAUGUCAUCACCAUCGUUGCUUCUGCCCGGUCAACCCUUACCGGCCCAACUUAUCACCCCGCCCCUACCGAAAUGCGGAAAAGGUUGUUAUGAGCGCAACGGUCAAAUCUUGGCUAGUGUUGUGGGAAGACCACGGAGAGACGGUGCUGUUGUCAGCGUUAUAGGGAGGGAGGAAACCGUCGGUACAGUCGAUGUAGACUCCAUCGUGAUCGGCGUUAUUUCUAGAUUGACACCUCAACAGGCACAUAUGACUCUUACAACUUUGAGCGAUCGUCCCCUUCCCGAAUCUUCAGAAGAUUUCACGGGCCUGAUUCGAAUUGCGGACAUUAGGUUAACAGAAAGAGACAAGGUGAAAAUGGGUGAAUGUUUCAGAUUAGGCGAUAUUGUUAAGGCGAAGGUGCUAAGUUUAGGUGAUGCAAGGAGCUACUAUUUGUCAACCGCAGCGGACGAGCUGGGCGUCGUAUAUGCGAAAUCAGAAGCUGGUAAUCCCUUAUUGCCGGUUAGCUAUCAGGAAAUGGAGGACGAAGUGACUGGGAAAAAGGAGAAGAGAAAAGUUGCGAAGCCUGAAGGAAUAUAAUGUACUGAUGGUUGAUGGCGAUGUAUCCUUCUCCCUUAUUAUGUCAUUCUGUAUCAGCCAACAUGUUCUUCAACCGUUUGAGGUAUUUGCAUCGUUUUUGACUCGAUACAACUAGGCUGUAUCUAAUUUUGAAGACAAUGAUUAGUUGGGUUGAGGCUUAUAUCCUAUAAGGUCCAUCACGUGUCACGUAUAGUUCACAUUUUUUAACGCAUGACAAGGCAAAAUCUUCCAUCAUGACCGACCAAAGCUUCUCAGUUCCAUUUGACAUACUAAUCCCUAAUAUUAUCCAUCUUUGACCCGACCCACCUGGACUCUAGCGCUUCAGUCUGACCACAGGUUCACCAUAUGUCCUAGGUCUAGCUCCUGGCAGCCAAAUCGUCGGUGUGGCAGGUACGAAAUGGAUCUCCCAAGCUUCCCUAUUCUCGCCGUUCUUAAGUUCAAACUCCCUCAUUCUUCGCCUUCUUUCCCGUUUUCUCAUUCUUAUUCGCUCACUUCUCCUAAUCUCCCUUUCCCGUUUAGGCAAGUACAUGUCACCCUUUCUGGCUUGCCUUUCCUUCUCAUCUUCGCUUCCGUAUCCAAAAUCAUCAUCCGAUGCGGUUUCGCUGUCGCUCCACUCCGAGGCAUGGGAAUAGCCACGCGUACUGUGUGAUGGCCCAAUAGGCGGUGGGAUGACCUUCUUGCCGUUCUGGGCGGCAUAUACCCUGAUACCUCGUGGGGCAAAGAACGCAACAGCCCAGGAAGCGAGAAGAGAAUGUACGGCUUCAGAAAGGAUAGGGUCGGGACCAGUGUGUUGGCCUCUGGCUUGUCGAGUGAGCGAAUGAGAUGCGCCAUGGAGGGCCUCUCGAGCAAAGUCUUCGAUGAAUUUCAUCCUGAGACAGUGUUAGUGGGAUGAUGGAUAUCAUUGCAAUGAUGUUUUGAACUUACCAAUCUUGCUCAUUGACAUCCCUGCUAACGAGCUCAGGAGGAAGAUGCAGCUGGUGAGGAUGGUUGAGCAACUUGGCCGAAAAGGAAAAGGCUUCGAAAGGUUCGUAGCGGUAAUAAGAGUCAUGUUGAGCGGGAGGGCGGUCAAAGCAUGGUGGCCUAUGAC
Messenger RNA from Cryptococcus deneoformans JEC21, 1744 nucleotides. RefSeq lists its product as hypothetical. Gene Ontology annotation, cellular component: nuclear exosome (RNase complex); cytoplasm. Lineage: Eukaryota; Fungi; Basidiomycota; Tremellomycetes; Tremellales; Cryptococcaceae. Gene Ontology annotation, molecular function: RNA binding. Bases 82 to 657 code for a protein of 191 amino acids. The transcript has 8 exons. Gene Ontology annotation, biological process: RNA processing. The record is from RefSeq and is a predicted model, not a curated record.